AUGUCUGACGAAGAUGAUAACUACAUGUCCGAGGAGUCCUACGAGUUUGAGUUCGAAGAGGAGGAGGAGGAUGACGAAGUUCUUGAUGAGCAACACGACGACCAAGAUUUUGGAAUGGAGAAUAGAUACUAUAACGCAAAAUGCCUAAAGGCUGAUGACCCUAAUUCUGCCAUAUCUGCUUUAAAGGAAGUGGCCAGUGUGCCUUCUACCGAAGAAAAUGCAGAAUGGAUCUUCAAGUGUUACAAGCAGUUGAUCAAGAUUUCAGUAGCUGAGCAUGACUACGAUAGUGCCGUAGUAUACCUAAGAAAGCUAGUAGGUGUGAUACCCAAAAUUAACCAGAACUACGUGGAGGAAAGUAUAAGUAGAAUGUUGAGCAAUUAUUCCUCCAACGGUGACCAGCAGUUCAUCAGUAACUUUUAUGACAUUAUAUUGGGCUGUUUAACCUCUUCGGGAAGUGGUAGCAAUGGGAACGGGAAUGGUCGUAGACUUUGGCUCAAGAUAAAUAUGCAUAAGCUCAACAUAUACCUUGAAAACAAGAACUGGGACGAGUGUACCAAGUUAAUUGCACAGAUCAAUGAGAAUCUACAGACAGCUUCAGAACUUACUCGUAACGCCUACUCCUUAGAGCUCAUUGCUGCGGAGAUUGUGGUGUACUCGCAUGAUGAAGAUGCUAACGAUCAAUUGGCUAAGAACCUACUUAAGUUGAACGGAUUUUACAAGAGGGCUAUGAAGAUUACAACAGCAGUCACUCACCCCAGAAUUAUGGGUAUCAUAAGACAGUGUGGUGCAACGAUACAGUUCUAUAGAGGCAACUAUGAAGGAGCCAGGAUAGAGCUUUACGAGAGUUUCAAAAACUAUGAUGAGGCAGGUUCCUCCGAGAAGAGGAAGAUUUUAAAGUAUUUGGCACUCUGCUCGUUGCUAACAGAGAAUCAGUUCAAUCCAUUCGAAUCACAGGAAACACAAACUUAUGCUCAGCUUCCUGAAUAUAGUCUGCUCAUUCAGUUGAUAAAAUACUACGAUGACUUGAAUUUGAUAGGAUUUCAGGAAGUAAUGACCAAGAUGGAUGAUCCCAUUGUUAAUGACCAUAUCUUUAAGCACUCUUCUUCAAAGAUACUUCGUCAUUUGCGUUUCAAUAUUCUUACAAAUACUUUCAAGUCCUACAGAAGAAUAAGGUUGCUGUACUUGUCUGACAAGUUAUUCAUUAGCCAGCUGGAGGUAGAACAAAUGGUGAUUCAAGGAAUAACAUUGGGAAAGUUUUCCAACUUGAAGGUUGACUUUGUGGAUGAUUUCAUAGAGAUACAGCCAGAGGGCAUGUUUCAUUGCAUAUCAUCCACGUUGGAUGGCGCAGAAAUAUUCCAGAACAUGAAAUGUUUAGAUGCCAUAGAGAAAAAGGAAGUAGGGCAUGAUCGUAACAGUACUGAAAUUGAUAACAGAAGUGGCAAUGCCGUCUUUGAAAUAAGUACUUCGAAUAACUCUAAUAGAAGCAACGAUGGCAAACCUGGUGUUGAUGUAGCUGGUGGGUUUGGGCAUAACACAUUUGAGAAGUUCAUAUACCAGUCUGAGAGACUCAAUUCGGAAGAAAAGCAUGUUAAAUUGAUAGACAAUUGGUUGAGAUUGCUUCGCAGUGGUAUACCUAAACGAAUAAAAGAAGAAUUGACUCAGAAAGAGCAGGUUAUUCUCGAACAAAGAGUCAUAGGGGCCAGUAUUCCUGUUGAUGGACAAUCAGCCUCGAAUUCUGCGAGUAUGAGUGGCAUGAAUUUCAGUUCUUCCAUCCCAAUGAAAUCUGGUGAAGAUCACACUUACAAUGAUGAAGAUGAAGAUGAACAACUAGACAAUAUAGAUCAGAUGAGAGUGUGGGCUAAAAACAUACAAAGCCUGAUUGCAUCAGAUUCUUAA
Molecule: messenger RNA, 1896 nt
Organism: Dujonia railenensis
Lineage: Eukaryota; Fungi; Ascomycota; Pichiomycetes; Serinales; Debaryomycetaceae
Source: the annotation of a GenBank genome assembly